Oryzias latipes (Japanese medaka) is the source of this 4039-nucleotide messenger RNA. It is a transcript of the gene tmem276b, whose product is annotated as transmembrane protein 276b. The record is from RefSeq and is a predicted model, not a curated record. Gene Ontology annotation, cellular component: membrane. NCBI's taxonomy places the organism in Eukaryota, Metazoa, Chordata, Actinopteri, Beloniformes, Adrianichthyidae.
AGGGAUCUCAUUCACGCAUGAAAAAUGACCACAGCUGCCACUUCAAACGGAGCAGAUUUGUAUGAUUCUCUCCAUGCCACAACAACCUGGAGGAGAGACAGCGCCACUACAUCACUGCCCCUGCCUCCUCUCAGCGUUGGGAGCCAUCCAUCCCCUCUUCCUCGUCUCUGGUAGCAGAUGGUGGGAACAGCGCAGCGUCCACCGGCCACCACAACAAUAGACCGACGCACCGAGUCCAGACGGCGCGGGCUUCGCGGCAUCAUGUUCCCAGAGCGGGACUCCGCGCGCCGCCGUGAUUGAUUUCACGCGGUCCCCGCACCAGCAUCUCGGUCACGGAGGAACCUUCUUGUGACUGUUCGGGCUCUCCGUUGCGCUGCAUGGGAAGAUGGCCGCUAUGAAAAUAUUAACCAGCGCAGGGCUCUUCCUGGCUCUGUGCGCGCUGGGGCUCCUCACCAUGGCGAUCUGCACCGAUUAUUGGUACGAGACGGACGCGCGCAGGCACCGGGAGAGGUGUAAAAACUAUGCCAACAAGCGAAACGACCCGGGCUACAUCUACAUUUCCAGCCAUAACCUGCCCCUCCAGAUGCCUCCAAAGAGCCUGGAGUGGAAAGGUAACGGCCCGGAUGCUGCUCCCCUCAUCAGGGGGAAGCGGCACUUUCUGGCCGCAGCGUCCGCCAUGGAGUCUCUCUGCAGCCGGCAGUUCAAUUCCACCAUCUCCGGCCUGUGGAGGACGUGUCACCGGGAGGGAUUUGACCUGGAGACCGACGACCUUAUUUACAAAGGAAAAAUUCAGAGAUGCAGUCCAGUCAAAUAUCACUACUCCUCGUCCAUCCUUCCCCGAAAUUUACCGACUGAUAUUACAAAGACCAUACGACAGGAUGAGUGGCACGCACUCCAUCUACGAAGGAUGACGGCAGGCUUCGUAGGCAUGGCUGUUUCCAUCAUUCUUUUUGGUUGGAUUAUUGGAGUGCUGGGAUGCUGCCAACAGCAUGACCUCAUGCAAUAUGUAGCUGGGCUACUCUUUCUCAUGGGAGGAACGUGCUGCAUUAUCUCUUUGUGCACUUGCGUGGCGGGAAUCAACUUUGAGCUGUCCCGUUACCCCCGCCACAUGUAUGGCCUCCCCGAGGACAUUAGUCAUGGCUAUGGCUGGUCCAUGUUUUGUGCCUGGGGGGGACUCGGCCUCACAUUGCUUGCCGGCUUCCUCUGCACUCUGGCUCCUUCUCUGAGCACGCCUGCUCGCACGACGACCCACAAGCCGAGGCAAGAGAACGGAACAGUGUGACACAGGCGUGUCCAACCCACCAAACGCACAAGCCACACCCUUCCAACUUUGAUGUUUAACUCUAAAACUGUUUGUCGUCAAACUACCAUGUCACAACACCGCCAUUCUCCCCCUCGCAAUGUUCAGCGUGCCUGAGUAGUGACGGGAGCAGCAAAAGUCGAGCUCCUAACAUCUGAUUUGAAAAACCUCGGAGGGACCUGCAGAAGCAUCCAGAGUGACAAACACAGCAGCAUCUGAGCGGGGAACAAACAGGACUUUUUUCUUUCAGUUUUUUUUGCCAUCUGAAGAGGACUGUUUUCUCAGAAGUGAAUUUGUCUCAAAAUGGUGCUUUUUUUUAAAAAGAAAAUUACACGAAGCCACACUCACUCCAACACACAGGACACACUCGAGCAGUAGCAUCUGCUUAUGCACACGAGCUCCAGAGAGACCAUGAGGGAAAUCCUAAAAAAGAGGAAACAAAUAAACAAACAAAUAUCAGGUCCGAGUGUCCUGUCAGCAGCUCUAAUUCAUUCAGUGGUGUGUCGAUGUUUGAAGUAAACAAAAAGUGCUGACAGUGACUCUUUACUGCUUGACUUUGGUGAAGCACAAUAACAAUAAACAUUAGCGACAGUUUAACGUGUACAGUCUCGAAUGGAUCUUGCAGAGUGACUAGUGAGAUAAAAAGAGUAAAUCUGCCUUGAAAAACAAAUUGUAUUUGUACAAAUGCAUCUGUGUAGAAUUAACUCAUUGUUUGUGUAAAGUUUUUUUAUUUUUUUUUAUUGUUAAGGUCUUUUUUUCCCCUAUUGUCAGCUGACAAGUCAAGAUUUGAAGACACUUCAGUUUGGAGUUCAGCAAACAGAAUUGUUUUGAUUGAAUAACUUGAAAAAAGCAUGACAUGUUCCGUGACUAUAUGUCGCUGUGCUUUAACUACCCUGUCAGUCAAUUUUUGCUGCACCAAACACUUGAAACUUGAGUUUGUGGAGGAUCUGCCUACUUUUAGUGGCAACGAUUUGUAUUUUUCCCAUGACAGCGACUGAGCAGUUCAUGAUGAGAUACAGAGUUAGAGAUAGCACUGUUCAAAAAGGAGACAAAAAAGAUCAAAGAACCAAAGUUUCACAAUGUCCCACUAGCACAUUUAUCAGUGAAACUAUGGCUGCUUGGACAUGGGAAAGAUAGGUUUGCCUAGUCAAAACUAUAUUUAUUAUUUAAGUAGCAAACUUGUAUUUUGAACUAUUUUGAAUUGUGAGUUCCUCAAAAAACAAAAACUGCUAUUUGACUUUAAAAUCCCAAAUUUUGUGGAGAAACAUCUCUGUCUUCAUACGACAAGACUCAAAUUCAUCAUUUUAUAACAUGUUGAAAAAAGCACAACAAUUUGACUGCCAUAAUUCUCUCCCCAAACAGCUUAAUUUUUUUCUUUUCUUUAAAUCCUCACUCAAGAGACCCAUUUUGAUCCCUGAAGUCAAAUAUUUCUAAACUAGACAGUUCAGUUUUAAAGGGUUAUUGACGCCAAUCAAGUUCAGCACAAAAGAUGAGACAUUUUCUAUUGAAUAAGCUAGCAACUCUUGGGGGCAUACUCUAAAUAUUGUAUUUGAAAACAUAAAAAAAAACACUUGAAAGUUGAGUGUAGCUUGUGUCUUCAAAAUAUUCCAUAGGUAAAUCUUUGAUUGUCCUGGCAACAGCUUUAGGCGAUAAUACCAACAGAAAUGUUGGUUAUAAUUUCAUUGUCAUGAGUCGGAAGUCAUUUAUUUUGAAAUGACAGAAUUCACCACGAGUUAAUGAUGUGUUUAUAUGUAAUGAUUGCCUGAGAUAAAUCAGGAAAUAUUUUAUCAACUAUGUCCUUUAACUCUCUGAGAAAAUAACAAAACAAAACAAAUAAGGUAUUGUUGUGUGUUAACAACACUGUGUGAUGUUUGGUCCUCUCACCAUCACCAUUAAGAAAAUCAUUUGAGGCAUGAAAUUUUCAAUGUCUUGUUGAAUCUUUGCACUUUGCUCCAUCUCAUAAAGUCAGUGAAGCCGGGAUGUGUAACAGUUAUACACUGUAUGCUUGCAGAGAGAGACAAGUGCAAAUGCUGGCCAGUACAACUAAAUUGUGAUGUGUUUUCACAAAGAAAUCUUGAUAAAAGUCAAUAUUCCUGGGCUCUUAUUUUGAAAAGAAUCAGACAAGAAAUUGUAGGAAACCAUGAACUUAAAUUCUAGACAAAGGUGUUGAUAAGAGCAGUAAAAUGUAUUAUGUGUACUUGAUGCAAGUGUGUUGUGAAGGCACACAAUGUCGAGACUUUUUUUUAAUUAUUUUUUAUGUGUGUAUCAUUUGGAAAAAGUGAUAUUUUAAGUACUGAUGCUCCAUUAGGAGAGGUCCAAAAGUAUUACAUACUGAACCUUUAAGUUACAUAUUUUCCCCUCUGUAUUUGAAGAUUAAAGUUCCUGGUUUGAAGUCAUAAAUCAAGCAUUUAGAGAAAAAAAAGAGUUGGAGGGCCCUUCAUAAAGGGGGGGCUUCCUGUUUCAUGAGAAACAUUGUACAGAGUGCAGAGUGAAAUGCCCUGCAAAAAUGUCACAGUUGAGAGUGGCAUCUGUUUCAAGAGCACGUCUUUUUUUUCUCCAAGUCAUUUGUACUGGGUGCAUCCACGUCAGGUGUUGUGUGAGGAUAACAAAGACAUUGCAGUCUUGCAUGAUCUCAUUCAAACUAGUUUCUUCAAAAAGGUAUUGAAGAGAAAAAACAAAUGUGUGUCAGUUUUUCAUUAAUUUAUUUUAUUGAAAAUAAAAUAUGUAAUUACUACUAUG